UAUUUUUGUUAAUAUUCUAAAUUUACAAAAUUGUCUUUUUUCCAAAUCUUGAACUUGAAGCAUCAUCGAACUUUAUUUAAUAAAAUUUAGUAAAUUUAAUUAGUGAGCAGACAUCGGAAUCGGACAGUGUCCUCUUUCCUCGCCUAUCUCUCUCUCUUCCUCUGAUCUCCGAUCUCAAUCAAACCGCGUCUUGAUUUCUUCUACGUUUCUGAAGAACCUCCAAGUCUCUCUGCUCAAAUUCUAAUCUUCCGUUCUACUUUUUCCGUGGUAUUGAUUUUGGAUUCCAUUGCUUCUUCUUCCGAUUUGGUUGGUUUUUCCACGGAUUUGAACGAUACCCAUUUAGUGAUUCGAUCUGUUUAUCUCUGGGUUUGCGUCAAAAUCAUGUCUUUUCAACUGGUAGGUUACACCUAGGAGAUUGGAUCAUCUCUGUGUUCGAGACAUUGAUCUUGCAGUGUGUUGUUGUUGGAUGGUUCUUCUUUUGCAUGAUGGGAUUAGAAUUCGGAUUCGAUAGAAGUGGAAACGAAAGAUUUAGAAGAGAUUGAUCGUAUAUGGUAACUAACUAGAUUGUCCUGAAUCUUUUCUUGUGGUUUUGAAUGCCGAAAAUGCGGUUGAAUCAUUAAGAAACAAUGAGUAAUUUCACAAAGAGUUCAUCAUUCAAUAGAAGGGCAUUGAGUUCCUUAGCUAUAGAAAGCCCUAGGAACUCUUCUUCUAGUGUCUUCACUAGUCCCAUUGGCUCAGCUUUCGCUAGCCCGAGAUCACAGAACUUUGGAGGAAGUCCACGCCCGUCUACUAAUCGGUUAAAAGAGAUCUCAUAUUUGUUUCAGGUGCUUAUUAUCGCCGGAACUAUUGUGUCGUUUCUUGUUAUCAUCGCUGGGGGUUAUUUGUAUGUUGUUCCUAGCCUCGGUCAAACGUUCUUGGGUUACAAUGGGGCAUUGGAGUUUAAUAGCUCCGUUGCGGGUGAUAAGGAAUGUGAUAUAUUCGAUGGGAAUUGGGUCGUUGAUGAUAACUACCCGUUAUAUAACGCUUCGGAGUGUCCAUUUGUAGAGAAAGGAUUUAAUUGCUUAGGGAACGGGCGUGAACACGACGAGUAUUUAAAGUGGAGGUGGAAGCCUAAGCAUUGUACUGUUCCAAGAUUUGAAGUAAGUGAUGUAUUGGAGAGAUUAAGAGGUAAAAGGAUAGUUUUUGUGGGAGAUUCGAUGAGUAGGACGCAGUGGGAGUCUUUGAUAUGUAUGUUAAUGACAGGGUUGGAAGAUAAAAGGAGUGUUUAUGAAGUCAAUGGGAACAAUAUAACGAAAAGGAUACGGUUUUUGGGUGUGAGGUUUAGUUCCUUUAAUUUUACAGUUGAGUUCUACCGAUCGGUUUUCUUAGUUCAGCCUGGGAGGCUGCGUUGGCACGCACCAAAACGUGUAAAGUCAACGUUAAAGUUAGACGUUUUAGAUGUUAUUAACCACGAAUGGAGCUCAGCUGAUUUUCUCAUAUUCAAUACUGGUCAAUGGUGGGUGCCUGGGAAGCUUUUUGAAACUGGUUGUUACUUUCAGGUUGGAAAUUCAUUGAGGCUCGGAAUGUCAAUUUCUGCAGCGUAUAGAGUAGCAUUAGAGACAUGGGCAUCAUGGAUAGAGAAUACAAUUGAUCCAAACAAAACCCGGGUUUUGUUUCGUACAUUUGAGCCAUCGCAUUGGAGUGAUCAUAGAUCAUGCAAUGUGACAAAGUAUCCAGCCCCAGAUACUGAAGGAAGAGACAAAAGCAUAUUCUCUGAAAUGAUCAAACAAGUAGUGAAGAAUAUGACAAUUCCAGUAUCAAUAUUGGAUGUAACUUCGAUGUCAGCGUUUAGAAGCGAUGGUCAUGUUGGUUUAUGGAGUGAUAAUCCUUUGGUUCCUGAUUGUAGUCAUUGGUGUCUACCUGGACUACCUGAUAUCUGGAAUGAGAUCUUGCUCUUUUUCCUCCUCUCUAGACAACAAGUUCAGUAAAAUGGAUAAUUGCAGGUUUUUUUUGCAACAUAGAAAAAAGAUUAACGACCCUCGAAGUCUGAAUCUCUCGGAGCUAAUUGCUCAUAUUUAUUCUGGGAGCUAAAGACAGAUAAAGGGGUCCAAAUAUUGGUGAAAGUUAAAAAUGAUUCUUACUUAAUUCAUUCUUUUAUUACUUCUUCUAGAGAUGUUAAUAUGGGCUAACCCAUACCAUUUAUACCCACCCCUAUUUAUUCUCUUUAUUUAAACUCAUUUAAAUUUUCUUGACCCA
Arabidopsis lyrata subsp. lyrata is the source of this 2235-nucleotide messenger RNA. Its product is annotated as protein trichome berefringence-like 7. The record is from RefSeq and is a predicted model, not a curated record. NCBI's taxonomy places the organism in Eukaryota, Viridiplantae, Streptophyta, Magnoliopsida, Brassicales, Brassicaceae. The transcript is spliced from 4 exons. Gene Ontology annotation, molecular function: O-acetyltransferase activity. The coding region runs from base 627 to 1967 and encodes 446 amino acids. Gene Ontology annotation, cellular component: Golgi apparatus.